AGGACAUAGGUCGAUAAACCCAAAACCCUAUACUUUCCGAAGACCUCAAAUUCUCGUCGCUAAUUCUCUGCUCUCGCCCUAGCAGUCGGUGCUUGACAUCGCCGCCGGCUCUCCGGAGCUCUAAAGACAUCCCAACCAGUCCAAAAGCCCAAAUAAAAACCACCACUGCUGUAACUCACGCAGGCAGCCUUCUGCGGUUGACGGUUCCGUUCCGCCUUCAAGCUUCAGCCUUCGACGUCGGCGUCCAGCACUCCAGGUCUCCAGCUCCAACUCGCCAAGCCUUCAAGAUUUCUGGUUAUCAGGUAUUCAGAUUCAUGGUAGGGAUUCUACGCAGUCCCACUGGUGGAGAGGAAUAUUCAGAACCUAAAACUCAACGCGAUCCAGAGCAGGUGGAAGCCAGUGACCUGCUUGCCGAACAAUUGCUUUUAGACUUGGAAGAAAACUCAAUUUCUUUUGCCGACUCAUUCCUUGAUUUUGAUAAUUUAAACUACUGGAUUGAUCAGGGAUCUGAAUCGCAUAGUAUGGAGUCUGCUGUCAAUGUUGAUAGCGUAUUUGGCUGUGAUGGAGCUCAUGAACAGGUAGAGUAUUCGGAGCACAAAGAAAAGAUCGGUUCAUUGAGCUAUUUGGAAGCUAAAAAGAUAUAUGAUAGUGAGGAAGUUAAAGUUAAGGAGGAGAUAGUGGUGAAUUCCGGAGAUGAGACGGUGGGGGAGUUGGGCUGUGUGACUGAGGACUUGAUUGAUCAGAAAUCGGACUCACGUAGUAUGCAGUCUGCUGUCAAUGUUGAUGGUGAAGAGGUAGAAUAUUCAGAGGAAAAAGAAAAGAUAGGCUCAUUAAGGUAUUUGGAAGCUGAAAAGAUAGAUUGUGGUGAGGAAGUCAAAGAGGAGGUAGUGGUGAAUUGUGGAGAUGAGAAGGUGAGGCAGUUGGGAUGUGUGAUUGAGAAGGAGAUGGGAAAAGUUAAUUUGAACGGCACAUAUAGUGUGAAGGAGGGUGUUGAAGCUAUGACUAGGGAGGCGGUUGUUGGAAUUACUGAAGAUAUGUAUUCUCAUGGUGUCAAGAGCAAUGAUAGUGAUCAUGAUGAACAAGUUAUUACCAUUAACACUGGAGACAAGAAAGAAGCAAUGGUUAAUGGAUCAAGGAUUGUUGGCAAAGAUGAGUCCGAUUCUGAUUCUGGAUGUGAUAGAGACAGUUUGUCUUCUUCUUCGUCUGCCUCCAGUAGUGAUGAUGAUGAUGAUGAGAAAGGAGUCAAUAUCAUCAAUAAGAGGGCUUCCGAAAUUGAAGAAGGCGAGAUUCUAGCAUGUACUUCGGAUGAUAUGGUUGCUUGGAGUGAUGAUGAUGAUGGUGUGGAAGGCAGUGGUCCAAAGGGCCCAAUAAGGUCGAAGAAUGAGCUUCAGGAACUUCCUUUUGUUCCACCUGUUAAUGUGACUAUACAACCCCAUCACCAGACCCUGCCCGUUGGAAACAUUUCUUCAAUACUUGGAGCUCAAGUUAUUGUUGAAGGCGUGGAGAAGCACAGUCCUCUUAACGAGGGCUCAAUCCUGUGGAUAACUCAAACCAGAUCCCCGCUUGGGAUAGUUGAUGAAAUUUUUGGGCCCGUCAAGAACCCUUACUACAUUGUAAGGUAUAAUUCCGAAGAUGAAGUGCCUGCUGGGAUACAGCAAGGAACAGUGGUUUCUUUUGUCCAAGAAUUUGCACACCACGUCCUUAACGACAAAAGUAUCUACAAGAAAGGUUAUGAUGCAUCUGGGGAAAACGACGAAGAAUUAUCAGAAGAGGGAGAGUUUUCGGACGACGAAAAGGAGGCAGAGUACAAGAGGAUGAUGAAGAUGAAAAAGAGGGGCACAAAUGAACACAAAUAUGGAGGGAACAAAAUGGAGAAGAAGAAGGUAAGAAAUCCACCAAUGUAUCAGAAACAUAAUCAAGUGAUAGAUGGUGGAAAUGUUACUAGCGGGAGCAUUAGUGUUCCAGUUGACCAAACCAAGACUCAAGGCUCCAACAAUGGUCAUUGGUCAAAUCCUGCAUCGACUCAAUCUGCACAGUUCCAUGGUUUCGGUGGUGCCCCUUCAAGUGGUGGAGGAUUGCCAUGUCAGCAGCAGCCACAGAACAAUGGGUUUCAGUCUCUUGCUAUGCCGCCGCAACAGCAGCAGCCACAAAACAAUGGGUUUCAGUCUUUCGCUAUGCCGCCGCAACAGCAACAGCAGCCACAAAACAAUGGGUUUCAGUCUUUCGCUAUGCCGCCGCAUCAGCAGCAGCAGCCACAAAACAAUGGGUUUCAAUCUUUCGCUAUGCCGCCGCAACAGCAGCAGCAGCAGCAGCCACAAAACAAUUGGUUUCAGUCUUUUGCUAUGCCACCGCAACAGCAACAACAGAUGAUGCCCUUCCCAGGUGGCUUACCUGGGAUGAACAUGCAGUGGGCCCAGCCUUUUUUCAACAUGCCUGUGGGUAAUAAUAUACCAAUGAAUAAUGUGGGUCCAAUGUUUCCGACUAACUUUGUGUUGCAUGGUGGACAGCCUAGUUUUGGUAUAUUCAACCAACCACCGCCACUUGGUGGACAAGGUUUACCCAUUAUGAAUCCCAGCCAACAACAAGUCUUACUCCCUAAAAAUGCAACACCUCAAAGUGAAUCUGGUAAUGAUUCUUGGCCCCAACCUCCUGGUGGACAGCCAAGUUUUGGGAUAUUCAACCAACCACCGCCACUUGGUGGACAAGGUUUACCCAUGAUGAAUCCCAGCCAACAAGUCUUGCUCCCUAACAAUGCAACGCCUCAAAGUGAACCUGGUAAAGAUUCCUGGUCGCAACCUUCUGGCACGCCGGAGCGUCCUAGGAAUUCUGAUCAACCUGGGAGCUUUCAAAGGAGCUUUCGCGGUGGCCGGCAAUCAAAUCACAGGGGUGGUGGCCGUUUUAGAGGCGGGAGGGGUAGACGGCAAAACAACAAUUGACUGGUCAAAUCAACAACUGGAAGUAUGUCUUCUCUAGGACAAAAAAACUAAUGUUUCGUGAAUUGAUAAUUUGAUAGCUAGUACUUGAGAAUGUAAUGCAGUGCAAUAAUGCAUUUGACCAAUUCUGUAUAAUAACUAGUUCAACUGGUUUGUGUGAUAUGAUAUUUUAUGCAUUUGUUUAUUCUUUGUGCUUAAACUUCUUCAGUCUCUUUAGUGUGAGGAAAUUUCUACCGUGCAUCUAAUAAUUAUGAAGGCACAGU
Cuscuta epithymum is the source of this 3196-nucleotide messenger RNA. The record is from the annotation of a GenBank genome assembly. NCBI's taxonomy places the organism in Eukaryota, Viridiplantae, Streptophyta, Magnoliopsida, Solanales, Convolvulaceae.